Molecule: messenger RNA, 573 nt
Organism: Entamoeba invadens IP1
Lineage: Eukaryota; Evosea; Mastigamoebida; Endamoebidae
Exons: 1
Coding region: 1-573 (190 amino acids)
Source: RefSeq, a predicted model, not a curated record
AUGAUGCCAGUUCGCUUAUUUGUGUUCUUCAUUUCUUUGUCUUUUGGGUGUGUCCUUCAUAAUAUAACACUCUCCGCGGGUUUGAACAGCAUUCCCCUCAAUCUUAAAGUAACAGAGAAAAUCCAAAUAUUCCACGAAGACUACACAACAUCAUACCUUCAAGUCUUUAUCGCACAACAAGAAGUGGUAGUGGAGUCCACAAGGAGUUUGGAUAUUUCAUAUUGUGUUAUUGAUAACAAUGAAAACUACAAAUGCCCAGAGUGUCCUUAUGAUUGCUCUCUAGAAUAUGGAGAAUGCACUAAACUCACGCCGAAGGGUGUUGGGACAUUCACAUUUGACACAUUUUUGGACUUAUUGAUGCCAACGAAGAGUGUUGUCAUCUUUUGUGUGUUUGGAGCGAUAGUAGUCGUUUCGAUCUGUAUGAUCUGCACGAUGACUUGUAGAUUUGUCGAUUGUUUCACAGACAUUAUGUGCAACAAGGCGAAGCAAGAGAAGAAGAAGUUUGAAAAACAAAUGCUUGAAAACAUGAAGGAGAAAGACAAGCACCGAACCAUCGAACUUACUUUAAAUUGA